Musa acuminata subsp. malaccensis (wild Malaysian banana) is the source of this 839-nucleotide messenger RNA. NCBI's taxonomy places the organism in Eukaryota, Viridiplantae, Streptophyta, Magnoliopsida, Zingiberales, Musaceae. The record is from RefSeq and is a predicted model, not a curated record.
ACCAAGUCUUUGCCCCCAAGCCAACGAAGGUCCCCAAGAAAAGGCCGACGGACUUGGCGCAAGAAGGAUCGCUCGGGCUUCGCUGAAUGAAGUUUCCGCCGGUCGAGGUUAAGUUUAUGCUCUCACUGCUCAUCAUGUUUUCCUCUUCCUCUUCGAUGCCGUCCAAUUCUUCUGAGAACGCUCUGCCAGAAGAUGGGGUGUUUGAGGUCGACGACUAUCUCACCUUCGCCGAUGACGGACACGAAGAGGCCUCUUUGAGCCAUCCAUCCGUUCACCGGUAUCCUCUUGUGCAGGCCGCCGACUGCGCCGCCAACAAAACCAAGAUCACAGAUUGCAACAAAAGCAAGGAUGCCGGAAAGAGAUCUUCGAAGAGGAGCAGCAGUUUUAAAGUCGCAUUCAAAACAAAAUCAGAGCUUGAGAUAUUAGAUGAUGGAUACAAGUGGAGGAAGUAUGGGAAAAAAGCAGUGAAAAGCAGCCCAAAUCCCAGGAACUACUAUCGCUGCUCAAGCGAAGGAUGCCAAGUCAAGAAGAAAGUAGAGAGACACCGAGACGACUCAAGCUUUGUGAUAACCACCUAUGAGGGUACCCAUAACCAUCAUGCCCCCUACCCAGCAGUAACACAGCAUCGAGCUGUCGAAACACCUAAUUCCCAUGACCUCUCCUGCUGAACUGCAUUCAGGAUGACACUCGAAGAAGUGUUAGGACAAGUCAAUGCUGGCAUAGGUAACUCCGGAGUUAAAGAAUUGUAUUUCCAUUGUCAGGACCCUAAAAUCUUGGUCGACUAGUGUUCUUGUAAAUAAAGUUCUAUAUUCAUCAUCAGAAAGAACAUAUAAAUGGUA